This is a messenger RNA of Stomoxys calcitrans (stable fly), 553 nucleotides long. RefSeq names its product trafficking protein particle complex subunit 6b (gene Trs33). Gene Ontology annotation, biological process: endoplasmic reticulum to Golgi vesicle-mediated transport; regulation of GTPase activity. Gene Ontology annotation, cellular component: trans-Golgi network; cis-Golgi network; TRAPP complex. The record is from RefSeq and is a predicted model, not a curated record. The transcript has 3 exons. Lineage: Eukaryota; Metazoa; Arthropoda; Insecta; Diptera; Muscidae. Bases 76 to 534 code for a protein of 152 amino acids.
AAUUUGUUUUCUUCAUCCUCAAUUUAUAUUUGAGAAAACAAAAAAUUAAUACAAUCAAAAAUAUAAAACGAUACUAUGUCUGAGGAAAUAGUAUUUGAUUGUCUACAUGCUGAAAUAGUGAAUUAUUGCCUAGAUGAUAACAAGGAAAAUGAUUUUUCCACUUUGGAAUACAUCGGUUUUACCACCGGGUACCGACUAAUAGAGCGAAUGACUCGUGAUGUCUCCCGUUUCAAGGAUGAGUUGGAGACGAUUAAAUUUAUAUGUACUGAUUUUUGGACAUCGAUUUAUAAGAAGCAGGUGGACAAUCUUCGCACCAAUAAUCUGGGGAUGUAUGUUGUCCAGGACAAGGCUUUCCGGUUUUUAACAAGGAUAACACCUGGAGAAAAACAAUUGGAACAUGCACCCAAAUUUGUGGCCUUCACGUGUGGUUUGGUGCGAGGAGCCCUCAGCAAUUUGGGAAUCAAUAGUACGGUUACAGCUGAAGUUCAAUCAAUUCCAGCUUGUAAAUUUCACAUAGAAGUCAGUAGAGUCUAAUAAAUUUAGUUGAAAGGUA